Messenger RNA from Peronospora matthiolae, 1893 nucleotides. Lineage: Eukaryota; Oomycota; Peronosporomycetes; Peronosporales; Peronosporaceae. The record is from the annotation of a GenBank genome assembly.
AUGGUGCACUGGCCACUCGUGUACGGAGUGGCUGCAGCAGUGUAUGCAGGGCACCAAGUUCAGGCCGUGCCCAUUGAGAAUGACAAGUCCGACGUUUACGCAGAGAUCGUCAUUAUGAACGAAGCCUUUCCGGGGGUCGGGACGUACCUGUCAAGUAAAAGUCAUCCCACGGAAGAGUCAUCGUUCACUAGUUCCGCCGUCACUAAUCCGAUUGAGGCACCAGUCCCCGAACUGUUCGACCCUGCUCAAGUCCAACCUGCGGUGUUAGGACGUCGUCGACUCGAAGGGACCAAGAGUCACGACAUGAUGAAGCUUGAGAAGUUCUUCGGUCUUGAUCUCGAAACGGACAUCACGGUCCUUCCCACCAGGUGCCAGCUCGACCCGGUUCCGUGGCCAAGCAGCUACUGGCCAACGUACAUGGACAGCGUCAACUACCGGUGGAAAACGAACCAACCGAGUCCCGCGGAGAAGUACGCGAAUGCUUUUGGCCAUGAUGCCAAGGCUUUGAUGGACAAGAUCUCAUUCAAGGACGGCGUCGACAAGCAUAAACAUCGCAAGAAAUGCUUGCACAAAAGAGACUGCAAGGAGCUCAAGGACGGCAGCGAGUGUGGCAAGCGGUAUGGCCAGAAGACAGGCUACUGCAUUCCGAAUUGGUUCGGUAUUUGCCAUGCGUGGGCAUCUGCUGCGAUCCUCGAGCCGGAGCCAAGAUGUGUCGUCGUGCACAAUGGCACGAAAUUUGAGCCAUACGACAUCAAGGCCCUUCUCACCGUGACUUACGAUGGGGCAAGGAUCCCGACCAUCUUCUUGGGCUCUCGGUUCAACGGCAACGAUGUGACUUCGAACAUCACGGACGAGUACGGCCGUUUCACCGACGACCGUCGUCGCGACAUUAGUCCCGGUUUCUUCCACAUUGCUGUGACCAACAUCAUGGGCCGCUUCAACUCGAGCUUCGUCAUCGACCAUACCGCCGGCAACGCGGUGUGGAAUCAGCCCGUGCGUGGCUACGAGAUUGUUCGUCUCGCGUGGACGACACCUGAUGCUGCGGCUAAGAAGUACUUUAACGUGGAUAAGUACCCGUUCAAUGACGCCGCAACUAAGAUUGCUGUGGUCACCACGCGCUUUUACUGGGUCGUCGAGUCCGGCGAAAAUGGUCCCCUUUGCUCUACUGGUCGCAUCGACAAAUUCACGACCAAAGUCGACUAUGACUACGUCCUCGAGACCGACGAGACGUACCAGAUUUUGGGCGGGGAGUGGCUCUCUGGCUCGAAGGCCAACCACAUCGAUUUCAUGUGGAUCCCUGCCAGAAAGCCUACCAACACGACUGUCACGGCGUUCGGUAUGGUGUACUCGGAGGUUGAGCAGCUGAUUAUCGAGUCUACCCGCCCCGGCUGCGAGUCAUUGCCUGUCACAAAUUCAACAGCUGUGGAUCACUCGAGCCAAGGGGGAGCUUCCAGUGCAUCUGCGGCGUCGUCUGGAUCUGCCGCGGAUGAGCCUACCCCGGGCGCGUCGUCGAACAGCUUAACGUCUUCAAGUGACUCGGACGACUUGACAGGAUCUGCUUCCGACGACUUGACAGGAUCUGCUUCCGACGACUUGCCAAGAUCUGCUUCCGACGACUUGCUAGGAUCUGCUUCCGACGACUUGCCAAGAUCUGCUUCCGGCGAGUCGUCCCGUCUUGCCCCCGCUGGUAACGCCACGCAACCUGUAUCUGCUGGAAUGACUGCUGCCCCUGCUGAUAAUACCACGGAACCUGUACCUGCUGGAACGCCUGCUGCCCCUGCUGGUACAACGACGGAACCUGUACCUGCUGGAACGUCUGCUGCCCCUGCUGGUAAUACCACUUCACCUGCCAAAGCGAUUGCUGCCAUGAUAGACUCGCUUCCAGCUUCUUAG